Molecule: messenger RNA, 2089 nt
Organism: Microtus oregoni (creeping vole)
Lineage: Eukaryota; Metazoa; Chordata; Mammalia; Rodentia; Cricetidae
Gene: Serpind1
Product: serpin family D member 1
Exons: 5
Coding region: 16-1503 (495 amino acids)
Biological process (GO): negative regulation of endopeptidase activity; blood coagulation
Molecular function (GO): serine-type endopeptidase inhibitor activity
Source: RefSeq, a predicted model, not a curated record
AACUAACCAACCUUCAUGUGGCAGAGAAGCCCGGCACAGUUUGACAGCUUUAGCUCUGCAAAGAUGAAGCCUCCAUUCUACCCUCUUCUUCUUUCCGCCAUCAUGACUGUGUGUGUUGGGAGCCAAGGCCUUUCUGAGCAGCUAGGUAAAGAAAACAUGAGCAUGUCCUUCCUGCCUGCUAACUUCCACAAAGAAAACACAGUCACCAAUGACUGGAUUCCAGAGGGGGAGGAGGAGGAGGACUACCUGGACCUGGAGAAGCUACUCAGUGAAGACGACGACUACAUUUACAUCAUUGAUGCAGUUUCCCCGACAGACGCAGAAUCAAGUGAUGGGAAUAUCCUGCAGCUUUUCCAAGGCAAGAGUCGGAUCCAGCGUCUUAAUAUCCUCAAUGCAAAGUUUGCCUUCAACCUUUACCGAGUCCUGAAGGACCAGGCUACCACUUCUGAUAACAUCUUCAUUGCACCUGUUGGCAUUUCUACUGCUAUGGGGAUGCUUUCCUUAGGCUUGAGGGGAGAGACCCAUGAGGAAGUACACUCAGUUCUACACUUUAAAGACUUUGUCAAUGCUAGCAGCAAGUAUGAGAUUGCUACCAUUCACAAUCUCUUUCGGAAGCUGACCCAUCGCCUGUUCAGGAGGAACUUUGGGUACACGCUCCAGUCAGUUAAUGACCUUUAUAUUCAGAAGCAGUUUCCCAUCCAGGAGGACUUCAAAGCUGGUAUGAGAGAGUUUUACUUUGCCGAGGCCCAGGUGGCUGACUUCUCAGAUCCUGCCUUCAUAUCAAAGGCAAACAACCACAUUUUGAAGCUCACCAAGGGCCUCAUAAAAGAAGCUCUGGAGAAUAUAGAUUCUGCUACUCAGAUGAUGAUUCUGAACUGCAUCUACUUCAAAGGAACUUGGGUGAAUAAAUUCCCAGUGGAAAUGACACACAACCACAACUUCCGGCUCAAUGAGCGAGAGGUAGUUAAAGUCUCCAUGAUGCAGACUAAAGGGAACUUCCUUGCGGCAAAUGACCAGGAGCUGGACUGUGACAUUCUCCAGUUGGAGUAUGUAGGGGAUGUCAGCAUGCUAAUUGUUAUCCCACGCAAGCUCUCAGGAAUGAAGACUCUUGAAGCGCAGCUGACGCCCCAGGUAGUAGAGAGAUGGCAAAAAAGCAUGACAAACAGAACUCGAGAGGUACUUCUGCCCAAGUUUAAGCUUGAGAAGAACUACAACCUGGUGGAGGUGCUUAAGUCCAUGGGAAUCACAAAGCUGUUUAGCAAGAAUGGCAACAUGUCAGGCAUCUCAGACCAGAGGAUCACCAUUGAUCUGUUUAAGCACCAAAGUACCAUCACGGUGAACGAAGAGGGCACGCAAGCUGCAGCUGUAACCACGGUGGGGUUCAUGCCGCUGUCUACCCAAGUCCGGUUCACUGUUGACCGUCCUUUCCUGUUUUUAGUAUAUGAGCACCGAACCAGCUGCCUGCUCUUCAUGGGGAGAGUGGCCAACCCCACCAGGUCUUAACGGUGGUGGUCUGGGCACCUGAUGUAGUUUGGUCUAACAAAGAGGACAGAGAUAUUUUGAUAUGAUAACUUAUGUGGUUUAUGAUAAUAUCUGAACUUAAGGCCCACAUAGGAGAAGAAAGUUACCAGGGACUAAGAAGCUGACACAGCAAACAACACUACAAGAUCACAGAAAUUAAUGUGCUAACUCUAGGGCCAGCUGUUCCCCAGAGGUCUUAGCAACAUAUGUACUGCCUCAGCCCCCACUCCUGGCCCCUAUGAGCAAACUGCCAGGGUGUAUGUAAUACUUUCUCUGCAGGUAGCUUCAUCAAUGUUAUCAUUCAAGGUUAAAAAGAGAAAACUCAACCAGCCCCCAUCUAAAUGCUAUUCAGGAGGUUUCACCCCUUCCAGGGAGGAUGCCCAAGCAGUACAACUCCUGCCCAGUGGAAAAAUAACCUCAACACACCUGAGAUGCUGAGACUUAAUUCAAGGCCCAACCUCCUAAAUUCAUGUGACCAUCUCCUCUCCCGCUGCCUCAUGGUUACCUAGGUGUGUACACAAGGUUACAGAUUCAUUCUAGAGAUAAAUAAACAGCUAUAUUUACUGUG